Nymphalis io (European peacock) is the source of this 398-nucleotide messenger RNA. Its product is annotated as chorion class B protein Ld10-like. Bases 8 to 304 code for a protein of 98 amino acids. Lineage: Eukaryota; Metazoa; Arthropoda; Insecta; Lepidoptera; Nymphalidae. The transcript has 2 exons. The record is from RefSeq and is a predicted model, not a curated record.
AAUAAACAUGUACAAGGCUGUGCUUUUGGUAUGCGCUCUGGCGCUCAUGAUCCAGUCCAUUGCUGGAGCAUGCAUUGGAGCUGGAUUGGCUGGCGCUCCCUUCGGCGUUGGUCCCAUUGGUCUCGCUGAACCUUUUGGUCUCGCAGGACCGUUGGGUCUCGCUGAACCUUUCGGAUUCGCUGGACCUUAUGGUAUCGGUGAACCAUUUGGUCUCGCUGGCCCUUACGGAGCACACGGAACUUAUGGUCUCGGCUACGGCGCCGGACCUUUCCGUACCGGUUAUGGAUACGGCACCCUAAUCUAGAACCUGACACACAUCAUAUAUAUUUUGGAUUAUAUUUUUAACUGAAUAUAUUUCACAUGAAAACUUUCGAACUUAUUUUAACUUUAUUAAAAAU